This is a messenger RNA of Pleurotus ostreatus (oyster mushroom), 6654 nucleotides long. RefSeq lists its product as uncharacterized. Bases 1 to 6654 code for a protein of 2217 amino acids. The record is from RefSeq and is a predicted model, not a curated record. The transcript is spliced from 7 exons. NCBI's taxonomy places the organism in Eukaryota, Fungi, Basidiomycota, Agaricomycetes, Agaricales, Pleurotaceae.
AUGCGCAGCACUUUAGCGACGCUUUCUGUUCGUGCUGGCUCAACAUCUUCAACCGCUACACCACUUGCGCCGGCGUCCUCUUCCCAAGCCAUCCCCACAAUCCGGCUUAUCUCGGCUACCCCAUCAGCAGCUGGCCUCUCUUCUUCGGAAGGGAGUAACACCUCGUUUGCAAGUUCCGAACUCAACGAUACGUUCGCAUCUAAACCUACAAUACUAGCAAAGUCGUCAUCCUUAUCCCUCAAGCCCAAGGCAUCUAGUUCCUCGUUGAACCCUGCGAAUAAAGGUCGGCUCGUCCCCAAGAAGUCGAAGCUUUCACUGCUUGGUCUAGGAAGCAGUAGCCAAAAUGGGUCACAGAACGGUGGACAGACGACGGAGAAGGAUCGAGAUCUCUCCGACGUGCUGCGACGCGUGGGCGUUGGCCACGAAGGAUCGAGCAAGGGGAAGGGGGGAUUCGAGAUAUACGUGGAUCCUACCGAGGACCCGGAGUUCGGAGAGAUAGUCAUGAUUAGGAAGAAGAAGAGUCGGGCUGGGCUAGAUGGCGUGAGGUGGGGAGACGAAGGCGCCGAGAGAGCAGAUGGGCCGCUGAAGGAGAAGAAUUCCAACGUGCAGAAUGGGGGCAAGAUGCAGGAGGGAGGGAAGGAGAAGUGGUGGACGAUCGGCCGGGGAAAGAAGGAGGCAAAGGACAAAACACAGAAAACCAAGGCCAAGUCCCCCCUCUCUCAAGUUCUCGACGAGAACUCCAAUGCCUCGACAACGACUUCAACGACGCGGUUCAAUUCCUUCUCGAAGGUUUUGCCGCGAUCAUUCACACCAGAACCUUCGACUACCGCUCCGGAGCGGUCACGAUUCAAUUCUCUAGACUCAACCACGCUCCUGACGUCCUCUAAGCUUCAACCUAUAACGAAUCCUAUCCACAAUGGUAGCUUACGCGCUACCUCCAAUCCGUCACCUGUCCCCUUGAGCAUAUCGCGAUCCACGCAAUUGGAGAACCGACAGCCUGUCGAACCAACAUAUUCGCGAGCCGGUACCCCUACGUUCGGUGGGUUUCUUGCCCCGCCAGGUCUCGCCACAACAUCGACGGCGGGGCAGUCUGGCAGCAGCGGGAAUGCGAACGUGAAUCAGGGCUCGAUAGCCUUGCGGGCGAUGCGGUCAGUGCGUAGCCUGGCUAGAAUUGGGAGCUGGGCACAGCUCAGGAAUGGGGAUGACGAGGAGACUGCUGUAAAUAGCGAGUCCGUCAAAGGAGAAGGUAAGAAGGAGAAGCGCGACAAGGAGAAGAAAGACAAGAAAGGAACGGUGAAGAAGAGCAAGGAUAAGGCAUCCGAGAAGGAGAAGAAGAAGGAGAAGAAGUCCAAGGAGAAGUCACAAACCUUGCGCGUAUCGACGAGCAGCUUCGAAGUGGGCGCGCUGAGCCCCGCAAGGUCGCUACGUCCUCCAGUGUCCCAUGACGGGAGUCUCAAAGAGCCGAAGAGUUUAGGCAAGAAGAGAAGCACGCUGCUAGGGCUAGGGUUGCCCUCGACGAUGACGAUGCGUCUGCCGAGUGUUCGCGGAGGUAGCAAUGCUUCGUCAAUUUUGGUGAAUGGCAACAAUCCGCCCUCAAAUACCCUAGCACCUGGAACAGCAUCCGUCGGACGAGUCUUCCUUACUGGCCGCGAUCGUUCGGAGAGCGGUGCUAGUUCUUUACGGCCGAUGUCUACGAGUUCUGGUAUAUCCAGUAAUAGCGGAUACAGCGCUAGAACAUCCACCGCGAGCGAGAGAACCGGUACUUCGAGGAUAUCCAACGGAAGUUGCGCGAGUGCGAGCGUCCGGUGGGACGAGGAUGCUCUCCAGAAGAGGCGGAAAGAGAGGGAACGCGAGCGAGAGGCUGUGAGGAGUUUGGCCACAAGGGGUGAGGAAAGAGAGCGGGAACAGGAGGAGAAAGGAAAGAAGGAGAAGAAGGAGAAAGGAGGCAAGAAAGGCAGGGAGAGUAGGAGGACCAGUGAGGGUAGGAAACGGACACCCAUCAAUGAGGUGUUCCCCGAUGCCGUUUCGCUCACGCCGCCAAAGGAAAACCCAAUACUGGAAUACGAACAAGCGCGUAAGUCACCAGUACUAGAGGAAGAGGAAGAGGACGUCGAAGUGCCCGUCUGGCAAGUGCAAGUAGAGACGGCCACGAACGACGGCCACGGUGGAGUCACCGACGACGAACGUAUGAGCAGUGACACACAGACGCCGAUAAAGAAGGUUAGGAGACGGCCGAUGUCGGAGCAGCUCCUUGGCACAAUGCAAGGAGGGAGACCGAAAGGCGGCUACUUCGGUAGUGACGAUGGAACUGACGGUACAAUGUCUAUCCUCAGCGCUGCCACCAACGAGUUGGCACAGCUCAUCAAUAAUUUAGAUCUGGAGGCGACCCCCAACACGCCAGACCUAACUCCUCUACGUCCGUCGCCUUCCUUGUCAGCCACCAACACACCGUCUCAGUCGAACACCAACUCCCCAUCACGCGAAGGCCAGUCCAGGUCCCUUCUCCCUGAGAGCCCACUCAGAGGGCUGAGGGCAAGCAUGGCUUCAAUAACGUCGUUACGUCCAUACGCCCAAUCGCGAGAUCUUGAGAGACGAACGAACGAGCCUACAAUACAGUCUCAACAGUGCCACCAGUUCAAUAUUGGCGUAGAGAUUGCACCAUGGCCGACGCUCAAGUCCGUGGCGCCUAAAGAACAGCUGAAGACCCAGUCCACUGCCACCGUCACUCCAUCACGGUUGAAGCACAAACGCGCGACCAUGUUGCCUAGUCCAGGUCCUCCGCCUGCAGAACCUUCGCCCGUCUUCCAACCUCUGAAACCAGCAAAGGGGAGGGGCAGACUGGCUGAUGCAUUCGUACAACAAAGCCCGUCCGAGCCUGCCAAGGAGUUCAGAGCAAGUCGCGCACCAUCUUGCCUCACCUUUGGCUCCCAUUCCAGGUCGUCGUCGGCGAAGUCUGGCUCCGUCCUCGACGAAGCUCAACCGAGUCCACUGGGUUCCGUGUUCAAGCAAUCGCAUUCUCGCAAGAAGUCUUCGCUCUCUUACUCAGUUAGUCUCAACCCACACGAUGACGGCGAUCAAAGUGACAGCAUGCCCAUACCUCCUGAGGCUAAGCGUGUCCUUGGGAUGACGGGAACAAUGGGCGCGUCAGUCGCGGAAGGUUACGCCGUUGAACUGGACGCAUCUGACCCCGAUUCAGACAUCCCGGAUGAGCUUCAAGUUCUCCUCGCCGGCCAGUCCGACCUGGAAGAUACGAUGGAAUUCCCGAGAAGUGCUAUCACUACUGCUUCUCCCCCAAGUCUCGGGGGUGUUUUGAAUGUAUCCGCCGCAAGCGACUACCCUCCUUUCCGCGCUCAUCUCGUAGACGAGGAGGACAACCACACGGACAUCGACGCAGGUCAAUCUUCCUCUGAUGACGACGACACGAAGAAGUCCUUCGACUUCACAGGAGAGCUCAAAGUACUGAAUGAAAGCGGCGCGUCCGAUCGCAGAAGCUUCGUUGAACAGCUUGAGAACGCUUUCAAGACUCCAGCCAAGCUCGAGUUCAAAUUUGGCGAGGCAUUCCUGCAGGUCGACGUACCCCCGGUCCCAGCGCUUCCGAAGUUGAUGCACAGCCAGGAAGAGACCUCUCAAAGCAGCAGUGACCUCUUCAGCUUCGACUCGAACCCUUCCGACCAGAUCGUCGACGUGAGAGAACCUACAUUCACAGGAAGCGAAAGUCAGGUCAAUUCGGACAGUCUCGCCAUGCUUAAAAGUGCAAGCGAGUUCAUCAUGGACGUCGAACCGAUGAUGUUGCCGGGAUCUGAUAGCUUAGCACACACAGAUAGCUUGAUUUCUUCCAUCGGAGGCUCUGACCAAGGAGAAGAGGAUAUACCUCAUCCUCGCAGGUUUACUUCGUCAACAGGUUCUAGACCAUCGAUCGGUCAGUUAAACGUCGACUUCAAGUUCGGUGGUCGUCCUACGCCUCAGCCUGCCGAACCAAGGCUUCUGACCCUCUCCGACAUCAUUCCAUCACCUGCUCAUCAGCGCAAGCUUUCAAACUCGUCUUUCUCAACCGAAGACGAUUCAGUGCUUCACUCAAUAUUGGCGAAAGCUUCGGAUCUCCCUGUGUCCAUCGCACCUCCUCUGCCUCGUCAACGGCUAGACUCAGACUGCAGUUCCAAACAGCGUGCGCGAGACACGGCCGGGACUUGUAUGGCUGGAGGACAUAGUCGUACGCACUCAGCAGAUUCAGCGAGAAUGAGUUUCGUCGGGUUCGAGUCCUUUGACGAGGUUCGACGCGGCUUUGAGUUCAGCGGACCGCGCCCAGCUUUCUAUCCCCCGCCGGCAGCGAUCAGCAACCGGAGUCAUCUACGACAAGAAUCGGGUAUGAGCUUUGCUUCGAUCUCCUCCUACGGACAUGUUAUCAACGCUGGCGUCGCCGAUCCCUUCGAUUACGCACUACCAAGCCUGCAGGAGCGUCCAUCAUCAGAGGACAUGUCCUGCUCUGAUUCAAUGUCGAUGUCGAUGUCAAUGACUGUGGAUGAUACCUUUUCUUUCAUUCGUCGUCAGCCUCGCCGCAGACGCAUUGAUAGUGAUGCGUCGAGCUUUUAUUUCCGAACCUCCAUGAUUUCGCAAAUUCAGCCAUAUGCAAGAGGGCAUGGGAGACAAGAAUCGAAUAUGUCUGUGGCCUCCCUUGCGCCGCCAGUGAGUCUUUACAACAGAAGCUUUGCAGCUCGUCACCAUCGCCGCAACUCUUCGACAACUAGCGCUAGCUCAGUGGCUCAGUCUUAUGCCAUGCAUGGCGUUGGUGGAGGCAGGGCAACCUGGGCUCGACAUCGCCAGGAUGCUUCCAUGGAUUCAAUGAUGAGCGAAUAUUCGGCAAUGCGAUUAGGACGACCUGGCUUGGGCGACAAGAUGUUCGAGACAAGCGGCGACCAAGGAAUGCCUCUAUCUGCCAUUUCCGCCUCGCCCCCCGACAGUGCCGUCGCUAGUCGAUCCAACCUUUCUGCUACUCGGGAUUCUUACGAGUAUGAUUCAAUCAUGGACAACGACCCUGUAUCCACGAUGGACGAUUCGUUGUUCGAUAAGACUGGGUACAGGAAUUCCUUGUCGUCGGAAUCGAUCUUUGGUAACGACGACUCCAAUCCUAUUCCGGGCCACCUGCUGCUUCCUCAUCAAUUCAGGCCAUUAUCUAUGCUUAGCGUGUGCAGUACUGACCGGGGACCCAGUCGCGAAGAUGAUACCAUGAUUUCGAUGAUCGGUGGUGGUCAUGUACGUCGACAGUCGAUUAGUUCUGUCAUCGAGGGCUCCCCUUGCGUUCGCAUGGGAAGGAAAAAGAAAGAUUUGAAUUCGGUCUACGAUUCCCCUGGGCAGGCGCGCAUUGUGGAGAAGCCGUCGAUUGCUUCGACCUCGUCCUAUCAAUUCGGCGGUGAGCGUAUGAUCAAAGCGCAACGAGGUCUUCUAGCCAGACAAAGCUUGGAAGAGACAUGUCUCAUUGCUGAUGGAGAAGACUUGUCUGCAUCUUUCAUUGUACCUGUUUUCUCUCGUCCCGGUCCAGCAUCCCGAUCUCGCUCCAGCACUUGCACUUCGAGCUCUGGCGGCGACACACCUCCCCUCUCUGCUUCAGAUGGUUCUUCAAUCUCUGGCGGCUCGCAGUCAAGCAUCGAUUUGAGCCAGCUCAACACCAUGUUGUCGAAUGCGACUCACCCAAUGUCGAACAUCGGCAGAGCCCGCGCUCAUGCAAGAGCAAGAGCUCGCGGACAUGGCCACCACCGUCGCAUAUCCCAAGCGAGAAUGUCCCGUUCUUCUGUCUACGAAACCAUCGAGGAGGAGAUGUCCGUCACAUCGUCGCCUCCGCACCCUACCAGCGCAGAUAAGAAAGCCACACCAGUCGCCCAACAGGCUGUCUACAUCGUGGACCCUGAGAUGGCCUCGAUCCUCGAUUCCAGCCCCCGCAGUUCUAUCUGGGACGAUGACCAGGGUUUGGUUGCCCUCAGACGCUACUAUGCGCUGCGCGACGAAGCUGAAGUUACGGUGACAGAGAGCAAGAGACAGUGGAUUGAUACGCCCUUUUCUAUCUUUGCGCUACAGUCCUUCGACCCUCCCAACCAUCCGUCGGGAAUGCAGGCCCUCCUUGAGCACUCGGUGCAGAACUACGGGCCCCUUCCUUCGGAGCUUCGACCGCACCGUGUCCGGUCGCGCACGCAGUCUCGAGCCUCGCCGUACCCUCCCUGUCGCACAUUUAAGGUUACAAUCUCCCCGGAACAGCAACCACUCGAACACCAGCGUCCAUUCACCAAGGAGACACGGCCUUUCGCACCGCUGCAACAGCUCAACGUAAACUCUACUGUUGAUCUUUCCGUUCUGCCAGUUCCUCAGGCGGACAAGAAGGUCAGGUCCCCGAAGAAAGGCAGCGUCGCAUCGGAGAAGAACCGCGAGAAUGCAUGGGGCUUGGCCCCCAACGCCCGUCCUCGCGUCGGGUCGGCAGCCAGGCGGAGUGCUUUGGGAUGGGCAAAGCGUAGCGGCAGCGCCAAAUUAUCGACCGAUCAGAAGGAGAAUGUCGGGCAAGGGUCGAUGGUUAUGAUGACGCCGGGUGAGACUCUGCGCCUCAACCGCCCUCGUCCACGGGGACGGGCUACGCCAGCAUCGACGCGCCCGAAACCAAUCCGCGUAUAA